Amyelois transitella is the source of this 1014-nucleotide messenger RNA. RefSeq lists its product as uncharacterized. The record is from RefSeq and is a predicted model, not a curated record. The coding region runs from base 1 to 1014 and encodes 337 amino acids. NCBI's taxonomy places the organism in Eukaryota, Metazoa, Arthropoda, Insecta, Lepidoptera, Pyralidae. The transcript has a single exon.
AUGAAGUCACUGCUGUACAUCACCUGUUUACUAGCCACCGUGCUAUCCAGCAACGUAAAGCUGAACAAAGAAACAUUUUUUAAAAAUGCACACCUAGUUUUUUCAUCCAAAUUCAACAUAACACAAGUCAUGGUUCCAGUCGAAAGCACUCAUUACAUACCAUCUGAUGUUAAGGAUAAACCAUCAAUAUUCUUUACUGUAUCUGAUCCCACUACAGAUAAAGGCAGCUGCAUUUAUAUUCUAGAAGGAUUUGCAGCAUACGAAGUUCUAGAAGGAGGCAGAGAUACAACAGCAGAUUAUGGUCAAGACAACACAGUUUACUUCGGUGCUCGAGAUGGUAUUUAUAAAUACGUACCUGAUUCAUUUGGAGUUCAGAAAUUCGGGUCUUUCGACGAUGAUAUCAUACAACUACAAAAAGCUAAGGGUCAAGAUGUUAUUUAUUUUCUGAAUACUGAACAUAAACUUUAUAAAAUAGAAAAUAAUGGGACCUUACGUACUAGGAUAAAGGAUGUUAUUUGCGCACAUGAAUUUGUAUUGGAUACAUCUAAUAACAUAUAUUAUUUAGCUUGCGAAGAUCGUUUGCCUAGAAUUUUAAGAACAGACGGAAGUUUACUCGGUGUUGUGUCUUCUCUACUAGAAAAUGAUAUUCGUGAUAUUAAAUUGAUAAGACCCGCGUUUUUGAUGGAAGAUUCUAUACCAUUUUUUGGAGACAAUGCUCUAUAUAUUCUUUAUUCUAAUGGAACAAGUGAUAGAAAAGAUUUUCAAUUAGAGGAGAGACCUUCAGCAGUCAGUGUAGAUUCCACUUUAUAUAUUGUUGUAGCUAUAAAUGGAAAAAUAUAUGAAUUUGAUGUAAUGGACAUGCUCCUAGGAUCAAUGUUUGGAUUUACGUCAAGUUGGCCGGCAGACAUUGCUAAAAUUGUCAUGGCCUUUAUUGAAACUACAAAAGUACAUCUAGGUUAUGUUAAUAAUCAUAAAUUGAAUGUAGUUUUACCUCCUCAGUUAGCAGAUGCGUAG